GCUCUGGUUGCUUUCAAAUCGACAUGGCUAGCGUACAUCUUGGAGAGGAAUUGCAACAGGGUGCUAGUGUUGUGGUAGAGACCAAGUUUGGAUCCAUCCAAGGGGGACGAGCGGCCAAUGGGGCUGCGGUAUUCCUUGAGGUACCCUAUGCUUUACCUCCUAUUCGUUUCGAAGACCCAAAACCGCUUCCACCGGAUUAUCAAUAUGAGAAUAUAAAGUACAUCAAGGAAUCUAAACACGCGGUGCAACCACACAACGACGGCCAAGCUGCAGGCACACUUUACAUUGACAGAGUUGGUCUGGGAGACCCGUCAGAAAAUCCCUUAUUUGUGAAUAUUGUCUCUCCCCCUUCUUUCACUCCAGGUGCGAAACUUCCAGUAAAGGUUUAUAUCCAUGGAGGAUUUCUUCAAUUUGGUUCCCCCCACGGACUAAGCAACCAAGCACAAUAUGUGUCUGCUGCUCGCAACGAGGUCUGGGUCAACAUUGGUUAUCGCCUUUCCGUCUUCGGCUUCCUUGCAUGCGAUGAGCCCAAGGUCGAUGGUAACUUCGGGUUCAAGGACCAGUGGCUUGCGUUGCAGUGGGUGCAGGAGCAUAUUGCUUCUUUUGGAGGUGAUCCCGAGAAUGUACAAGUUUCGGGCCUCUCUGCUGGUGCUCAUUCUGUUCAUCAAAUUCUUCAUCAUGCAUCGCGUCUACCUCCAGGACAAAAUGCGCCAUUCCGCUCUGCGCAAUUACAAUCAAAUGCGUUGUUAACUAAUCCGAAGGCACUUACAGAACUGCGCCCCCAGUUCUAUGCUCUUUGUCGCGCCCUCGACCUAGAUCCUACAUCACCCGACAUCCUCACAACUCUCCGAGACCCCUCCAAAGUCCCAGCGUCCGCUUUGGUUCAUGUUAUUGAAACAGAUGCGGUAGGCGUCGAGAACGGUACCUUCCGUGGGUGCCUUGACGGCGAGUGGCUCGCUACCACUCCCGACCCCAUGACAUGGCAGAGAACUGGUGAACUUGCUCUUCGCCUCCGCGAAAAGGGUGUCAAAUCCAUUGCUAUAGGCGACCUCACCGAAGAAUGGUAUCUCUACGCCAUCGCACAUCCCAUUCACGGUCCGCAAGACAUAUUUCCGAACGUCCUUAGAUAUUACCCCACACCUAUCGUCGAGAAGCUCGUGAAGAAGUACAGGACCCUUCCUGCUUCAGCGAGCGCGGAUGAAUCGGAGAGGUUGAUUGGGGAGAUGUUGAGUGACGGACAGGUGCACUUGCCUGUGAGGAUGUUUGUGAGAGAUUUCCAGAAAGUUGGGUUCCCUGUGUUCCGUUAUGAGAUUCAAUGGACCCCAGAGCAAAUCCGCCCAAAAGGGUAUGUGACUCACGCAACCGAUCGGCCAUUCUGGGCCCUGCGUGUUCCAACCAUGACUUCGUCUCAGACCGAAGUGGCGAAAGCUUGGCUUGAUGCCGUAGACCAAGAAAUAGCCAUCUUGGAGAAGGAAGGGAAACCAACGAGGGGUCUCAACGAAGCUUUGACAUUGAAAACAGAUCAAACCAUCGCCUGGGCAGAGGAUAAAAGGUUUGAUAGCUUGAUGGAGGUUGCGAAAAUUUUACCUGGAGAAUCUUGAGCCUUGCGUGCCCCCAGUAUUUGGGCACGCGAUCUAACAUUGCACAUUUCAUAUUUGCAUAAAUAUUUUUGUACCUUCUACAACCACAAAAGAAACGAAUUGCUGCCAAAGCACCAACAGAAAACCUGAAACCACGAAGAAGUUGAAGAUAUUUGACCUUUUGUGAACGAGCAAAACGUACUGCUACUUAAAUAAUAUAUAAAAUAGCUAUGCUCGAAUCGGCAUCCAUAAACAUCAAGCGAUCGUCGCAGCACAUGGAAAGUUACCGAGAACAUUAAAGAGGACCCAAAGCAUUAAAAAGCAACCAGACGACGGUUCGCGAUAGUAUGAAAGAUGUAAAGCUAGCAGCAGAAAAUGCAGAAAAAAUAGCAUACACAUGCAAGUAACCGCUCGUCAAGACAAGUUAGUUGAUGCAGACUGUUCGGCGAUACAAGAAAGAGCAAGGUUGCGCAGCGAAGAAUCGUGUGUCAUGAAACUGAGGAAAUCGAGGGGAAAAUAGAUAAUAAGAAAAUCGAUGAACUGGGAAUGGGGGGUAUUGCGCCUUUCUAA
Messenger RNA from Serpula lacrymans var. lacrymans S7.9, 2150 nucleotides. RefSeq lists its product as uncharacterized. Bases 24 to 1601 code for a protein of 525 amino acids. The record is from RefSeq and is a predicted model, not a curated record. NCBI's taxonomy places the organism in Eukaryota, Fungi, Basidiomycota, Agaricomycetes, Boletales, Serpulaceae. The transcript is spliced from 10 exons.